CAUCAAAUACAGGGUUAGAGAAUUUAUUUAAUCUAAGCGCAACAGUACUUUUAAAACAUGAGUACAUCGACAAGCUCAAAUUUUGUGCCAUUGGAGACGGCAGGUGAUAUUGCUGCAAGAAGAGAGGAUGUAUUGUCCCAGUACAAGGCAUUCAAAGAUGCAUUGGUCAUUAGAAGACAACAGUUGCAUGCUGUACUGCAGUUCCAAAAUUUUCAAAGAAAUGCGAAUGAACUGGAAAAAUGGAUUGCGGAAAAAAUGGUAAUUGCAACAGAAGACAACUGGAAAGAUUUGACAAACCUUGAGGCUCGAUUACAAAAACAUGCUGCUCUUGAAGCUGAGGUUUAUGCCAAUGCUGGUGCUUUGGAAAAACUGGAUGAUGCUGGAAAAACCAUGAUUGAAGAAAAUCAUUUUGCUCUUGAUGAUGUGAAGGAUCGUCUUGUAGAACUUCAUAAAUUAUGGGAUGAAUUACUUGCUGCUCUUGAUCUACGCGGUGUUCGUCUUCGUCAGAUGCGAGCUCUUGUGAUGUAUAUCCGACAAUGCGAUGAAGUUCUAUCAUGGAUAAAAGAUAAGGAAGCCGUUAUUGCUUCAAGUGAAAAAGGUAGAGAUGUUGAACAUGUCCAAAUGUUGCAGAGAAAAUUUGAUGAAAUUUCAGCUGAACUUGUGGCUCAGGGAGACAGAGUUCGAGAAGUCAAUGAAACUGCAGACAAAAUGGUUGAGGAAGAACAGCAUCCAGAAGCAGACACAAUUCGUGAAAAACAGGAAGAAGUUGCGAAAGCUUGGGAACAUCUCAAUGAUCUGGCAAAAGAAAGAAGUGAAAAUCUUGGAACUGCUGCUGCUGUACAAAAAUUCAAACGUGAAACUGAAGAAACUAUUGAAUGGAUGAAUGAGAAGGAAAAAAUUUUGUUAUCAAACGAUGUUGGACAUGAUGUCGCUUCUGUUCAAGCAUUGCAAAGAAAACAUGAAGUUGUUGAACGUGAUCUUGCGGCUCUUGAAGAGAAGGUUUCUGCUUUGAAAAAUACAGCAGACAGAUUGGAAAAAGAUCAUGAUGAUGUUUCUGUAACAAAGGAACGAGAAGCAAUUGAUGAGAAUUGGGAUCGUGUUACUGAUGCUGCUAAAAAGAGAAGGAAGAAUUUGGAAGAAAAUUAUAACUUGCAAAAAUUUCUUGCUGAAUGCAGAGAUUUCAUUCAAUGGAGUGAGGAUGUCGAAGAUAGAAUAUUAUCUGACGAUUUGGUCAAUGAUGUCUCGGGUGCUGAAGCUUUGUUGGAUAAACAUCAAGAACAUAAGGGUGAAAUCGGUGCUCACGAGGACAGUUACAACAGCACUGUUGCUUAUGGAGAACGUUUGAUUGCAGAAGGUCAUCCUGCAUCCGUCAUUGCUGCAAGAAAAAGGUCAGAUUCAUCAUCCUCAUCAUCGUCAUCUUCAUCAUCGUCAUCUUCUUCUUCAUCAGAGGAGGAAGGAGAGAUAAAACCUGAUCGAAAGACGGCUCUCAUUCCAGCAAGAUUAGAUGAAGUGAUUGCAAGAAGAGGUGAUUUGAUCCGUGUGUGGGAGGAACGUCGAUCAUUGUAUGAUCAAUGUCUUCAUCAUGCAUUGUAUAACCGUGAUGCUGAGAAUGCAGAAGCAUGGCUGACUGCUCAGGAAGCUCUUCUAACAGAACAAGAUCUUGGCGAUUCACUGGAUUCAGUUCAAGCUUUGUUGAGAAAACAUGAUGACAUGAUCAAAUCAGCUGCUGCUCAGGAAGAAAGAUUUGCUGUUGAUGAACAUGCAACUAAGCUUGUUGAAGCUGGUCACUAUGCUUCACAAGAUAUUGGAACUCGAAGAGAUGCUAUUCUGGCUAGACACGAAGUGUUGAAACGACUGAUUGAGGCGAGACAAACUGCUUUAUCUGAUUCCAACAAGCUACAAUCGUUUCAACGCGAUGUUCGUAACAUCAAAUCAUGGAUCGCUGAUAAAAGCAAAAUUGCUACUGAUGAAGCUCAUAAGGAUGCAACUAAUCUGGAAGGCAAAUUGGAACGUCAUAGAGUUUUUGAAGCUGAAAUAUUGGCGAAUGAAGGACGAGUUUUGAGAUGUUGUGAAGACGGAAAACAACUGGUGAAUGAUGGUCACUAUGCUUCUGAACAAAUUGAAAAGGACGCUGAUUUAGUAGAAGAAGAAUGGAAAGAACUUCUUGCUCAAUGCAAAAAUCGAGGUGAACUAUUGGAAGCUGCAUGUGCAGAACAAACAUUCAAUAGAUCAGUAGCUGAUUUACAUCGUUGGAUGGAUGAUGUUGACGUACAAUUAUCAUCUGAAGAUCUGGGAAAAGACGUCGAUUCUGUGGAAAAUUUAAUGAAACGUCAUCAAUUGUUGGAAGCUGAUAUUGCUGUUCAUAAGGAUGGAGUUGAUGGUAUAGAAUUACAAGCAAAUAAAUUUGUGGAUGAAGAUCAUUUCAAUGCUGAUUCUAUCAAAGAAAAACAAGAGGAUGUUUCUAAGAGAUACAAGAAUUUGGAGGAACCUUUGGUGAAAAAGAAGGAAAAGUUAGGAGAGUCAUCCGUGGGAAAACAACUUUUUCGAGAUAUUCAGGAUGAGAUGGAAUGGAUUCAAGAUAAACGACCACUGGUUACUGCUACCAGCUUAGGAAAAGAUUUGAUGAGUACACAUAACCUUGUGAAGAAGCAUUCUGCAUUGCAAUCUGAACUUGCUGCUCAUGAACCAAGAAUUCAGGCUGUUUCUGAUCAAGCUGAAAAAUUAGUGGAAGAAGGUCAUUUUGAAGCAGAAACAAUUGAUGCUAAACUACAUGCUCUCAAGCAAGCGUGGAAGGAAUUGAAAGAUGCUGCAGAGGAACGGAAAAAUGAUUUGGAGGAUGCUUUCGAGGCCCAACGAUAUCUUGCAGAUGCCAACGAAGCACAAAGCUGGAUGGAGGAGAAAGAAACCAUUAUUAGAUCAACUGACACUGGUGCUGAUGAAGAUUCUGCUGAUUCUCUUCUGAAGAAACACGAAACUAUCAUGUGUGAUGUAGAAGCUUAUUCCACCAUAAUAUCGGGUCUACAUGACCAAGCAAUUGCAUGCAAGCUUCAAAAUCCCUGGGCUAGUGAAGAUAAAGUUGAACGUGUCGUUGCUUUGCAAAAUUAUCAAGCAAAGUCUCCAAGAGAAAUAUCAAUGAAGAAGGGCGACAUCUUGACUCUUCUUUCUACUCAUAACAAAGAUUGGUGGAAAGUGGAAGGUGUAGACAGACAAGGUUUUGUACCAUCAUCUGCUGUUAAAUUAUUGGAUUCAGAAAAAGAUUCAAAACAACGUCAUUCAUCAUCUAGUUCUUCUAGCAGUGAAAGCGACCAGGAUGACGAUAAGAAAAAUGAAGAAGAAACAGACGGAGCUAAAGAAACUUCUGGACAUCCAAGCACAAUUAAGAAACGUCAAGAACAGAUUGAAGAACAGUACGAACGACUCAAAGCCGAUGGAAAAAAUCGAAAAGAAGCUUUAGAGAGGUCAUGCCGUAGACACGCACUUUUGAGAGAAUGUGAUGAGUUGCAGAAAUGGAUGGAAGAAAAACGAGCAGAGGCUGCAAAGCAAGAGAAGGAAUCGUUGGAGGAUGUCGAUGGACAACAACAGGAGGAUGACGAUGGUGGACUAGAAAUGGUGGAAAAACAACAAAAGAAAUUGGAUGAUUUUCAGAAGGAAUUGAAAGCGAAAGAGAAAAGAAUGGAAGAACUGAAUGCAGAAGCUCGUCAAUUAGAACAAGAUAGUUCUUCAUCUUCUGAAGAUGAGGAUGAAAGUAAUGAUCCUGAUAAAAUUGUCGCUACAAAAGUCAAGGGAUUGCAUUCAGCUAGAUCUGGACUACAGGAAGUGAGUAGUACAACCAAUGUACACUCCAGAUGGAAGACAACAAAAACAGUGGUAUGUGUAACAAGACGAUUGAUAUUUAUCAAGGACUUGAAUGAACAAUGGGCUGCACUGCAUGAUCUAGUUACCCAGAGAAAUGAAAGCCUGGGAUCAGCUCAUCAGGUUCAAAGAUUUUUCAGAGAUGCUGAUGAGACAAAGGAAUGGAUCGAUGAAAAAAGUCAGGCAUUGGAUAAUGAUAAUCUUGGAACUGAUUUACCUACUGUGCAGGCUCUUCAACGUAAACAUGAUGGUUUGGAACGUGAUCUUGCUGCACUUGGAGACAGAGUACAUUCUCUGGAUACGGAUGCUUCACGGUUGGUCGAGCAACAUCCCGACCAGAUGGAACCGAUUCAGAGCAAACGCAGCGAAAUCAAUCAAGCGUGGAAUGAUCUUAUCUCAAAAGCAGAUAAACGAAAACAUGCCCUGUCUGAUUCUUAUGAUCUGCAACGGUUCUUGGCUGACCGAAGAGAAUUACAGCGAUGGUUGCGUCAUAUGCAUGUACUUGUGUCAUCAGAUGAAGUUGCAGAUGACAUGGCUGCUGCUGAAGCUUUGCUGGAAAGACACCAAGAACAUAGAGCUGAAAUGGACGCCAGAGCACCAGCAUUCCAUGCACUUGAACGUCAGGCAGAUGCGUUAGUUCGAGCUGAACAUUAUGCAGCGAAAGAUGUUGAUGCUGCAGUACAAGAGACAUCAAGAGAUAGAGAGGAAUUGGAAAAAGCAUGGGCUGCUCGUCGUAUUUUACUGGAACAAUGUUCACAGUUCCAUUCCUUCUUGCGAGAUUGUGACAAUGCUGAAAAUUGGAUGCAAGCUAGAGAAGCUUUCCUGGCCAGUGAGGAAGCAGGAGAUUCCUUAGAUUCUGUGGAAUCUCUCAUAAAGAAACAUGAAGAUUUUGAUCGAGCUAUCGGACUACAAGAAGAAAAGAUGAAAUCUCUUCAAGGUUCUGCUGAAAAGCUACAAGAACAAGAUCCUCCACAUUAUGCUAACGAUGCAAUCAAACAAAAAGCAGAUGAAGUGCAGGAUAGAUGGCAAAAAUUGAAGGCUGCUCUUAUUGAGAAGAGAUCACGUCUCGGAGAAACCCAAACCUUACAACAAUUCAGUAGAGAUGCUGAUGAGUUGGAAGCAUGGAUGGCUGAAAAAUUACAAACGGCCACAGAUGAUAGUUACAAAGAUCCAACCAAUAUACAGGGGUCGUCAACUGAUUGGAGCAAACAUCAAAAACAUCAAGCUUUUGAGGCUGAAUUAGAUGCCAAUGAAGAUAGAGUUUCAUCAGUAAUAAACGUUGGAAGACAACUUAUCGAUUCACACCAAUGUGCUGGCUCUGAAGAUGCUGUUCAGGCACGAAUUGAAUCUCUUGCUGAGCAAUGGGACUAUCUUCGUGAAAAAUCUGCAGAGAAAGCUCUCAAGCUGAAAGAAGCAAAUCAACAGCAAAAUUUUAUAACGGCUGUUAAAAACAUUGAAUUCUGGAUGUCAGAGGUUGAGGCUGUUUUGGCUUCUGAAGAUGUCGGUAGAGAUGUUCCUUCUGUUAAAAAUCUUCUCUCUAAACAACAACUGGUUGAGGCCGAUGUUGCAGCUCAUGAAGAUCGUGUCAAAGAACUCACUGCGCAGGCCGAUGCAUUACUUGCAAACGCUAAAACAUCAGAUGCUUUGGAUCCGUCGACUGUAGAAGCCAAGAAAAAUGAGAUAAAUGACAGGUUUGCCAAUAUCAAAGAGUUAGCUCGUGCAAGACGUGCAAAACUUCAAGAAUCUCAACGUGUUCAUCAGUUUUUCAGAGAUGUUGCGGAUGAAGAGGCAUGGAUCAAUGAAAAGAAAUUACUAGUCGGAAGUGAAGAUUGUGGCAGAGAUCUGAUCAGUGUAAAUAACCUGAGAAAACGCCACAAACGUAUCGAGGCAGAUAUUGUGACACACGAAGCUAAUAUUGAGCGAUUGAGGGAAACUGGUGAACAGCUGGCAAAAGAUAUUGAUCCUCAUGAUGAGAUUGAAAAAAGAGUUGAAGAUUUGAAUGAAAAUUGGGACAAAUUGAAAGAACUGGCUGGCCAUAGAAGAACCAGGCUAGAACAAGCUCGUGCUUUUCAACAAUUCCGUACUGAUUCUGAUGAAGAGACAAGUUGGAUGAAUGAAAAACUGGGUGUCUUGGCUGCACCGGAGUCUCCUGCUACACUUGCAGCUGCACAGAGCUUAUUGAAAAAACAUGAAGCAUUGGAAACUGAUUUUGCUGUUCAUCAGGAUCGUAUUGCUGAUGUGAAAAAACAAGGACUUCAAUUGAUUGAACAGGAAAAUCCUGAAAAAGAUGAGAUCAAAAAGAAUUUAAGUGACUUGGAAGAAAAACAAAGAAAACUGGAAGAAGCAGCAAUGGAAAGAAGAUCAAAACUUCAAGACACUUGUGCUUUCUUACAAUUCAAUUGGAAGGCCGACUUAGUUGAAGUGUGGAUUGGAGAAAAAGAAAAAGUUGUGAAGUCUGGCGAUUUUGGACAAAAUUUGUCUUCUGUUCAGGGAUUGUUGACCAAGCAGGAAACAUUCGAUGCCGGUCUUGCUGCUUUCGAACAAGAAGGUAUAGUCAACAUAACUGCUCUCAAAGAUCAACUCGUCGCUGCUGAAAAUGUUCAAUCUGAUGAUCUGGAGAAAAGACACGAUGCACUCAUGAAACGGUGGGAAGCCUUAAAGGCAGCAUCUGCGGAAAGAAAAUCACAGCUAUUAGAAGCUCAGCAAAAACUUAGAGGUGUAGACGAUCUGUUCUUGAAAUUUGCGAAGAAAGCUUCACUUUUCAAUUCCUGGUUUGAAAACGUUGAGGAAGAUUUAACUGAUUCAGUCCGAUGCAGUUAUAUUGAAGAAAUCGAGGAGCUAAUGGAGAAACAAAAUCAGUUUAAAAAGUCUCUUGACACUGCAGAAGCUGAGCUGAAAAGUCUACAAGAAUUGGAUGACGAGUUAUCGGAUUUGACUGGAACCAGACCACCCCCCAACCCCUACACUUGGUUUACUGCUGAAGCAUUAGUCGGAAUGUGGAAAGACGUACAGCGUCUUGCGAAUGAAAGAGAUGGAGAUUUAGAAAAAGAGAGAUUAAGACAAGAAGAAAAUGAAAAAUUGAGAAAACAAUUUGCUGUCAAGGCAAAUGCUUUCCACAAAUGGCUGACUGAAACAAGGAUGCAAUUGUUGGAUGGAGCAAGCAUGGUUGAAGAAUCUGGUACUCUGGAAUCUCAACUUGAGGCUACAAAGAAAAAAUCACAAGAAGUGAGAGAAUCUAAGACUCAAUUGGAUGAAGUUGAACUAGUUGGAGCAUCGUUGGAAAAGGCUUUGAUUCUCGAUAAUAAACACACAGAACAUUCUAGUCUUGGUCUUGCUCAACAAUGGGAUCAAUUGGAUCAACUUGGAAUGAGAAUGCAGCAUAAUCUGGAACAGCAAAUACAGGCCAGAAACAUGACCGGAGUAAGUGAGGAAACUUUGAAGGAAAUUUCCAUGAUGUUCAAGCAUUUCGACAAAGAUAAAACAGGAAAGUUGGAACAUCACGAGUUCAAAUCUUGUCUUCGAUCUCUGGGUUACGAUCUUCCGAUGGUUGAAGAAGGAGAAGAAGAUCCAGAGUUUCAAGCUAUAUUGGAUACUGUUGAUCCAAACAGGGAUGGUGUGGUUUCUCUGCAGGAAUACAUGGCUUUCAUGAUAAGUCGAGAAACUGAAAAUGUGAAAUCACUGGAAGAAGUUGAAAGUGCUUUCUCUGCUCUUAGUGCAGAAGGAAAACCAUAUGUUACAAGAAAUGAGUUGUAUCAGAAUCUGUCAUCAGAACAAGCGGAAUACUGCAUCCGACAUAUGCCUCCAUAUCACGAUUCUCAUGGAGUACAAGUGCUUGAUGCGUACGAUUAUGUCGCAUUUACCAGAGAGUUGUUCAUGAAUUAAUAAUACUAAUGUAGUUGUAGCUUAAAUGUUGAUUUACUAAUCCAAAUAGUCAGUAAUUGACCGAAAUGCCCUUAUUGCGUAACUAAAAAGGAGUUUGUAAUUGUGGUGGACACGGAACUUUUACAAUUUAAUUUUAAAAUCUGUUUAUGAUAAUAUGUAUGUCCAAAAUCACAGCUUUUGGAAUAAUAACCUCUGGUAUUGGGUUAUUCAAUAUUGAGUUAUGGAUUUCAUCAAUGAAACAGGCUCGACAGCAAUUUAUUGCAUAUUGCAAGGUACCAUGUUUUUCUUGCAAGAAUCAUUCAACAAGUAUUGUAAUUCUACCCCCUUGGUUUUUACCAAUAUUUUUCAUGUUACUGAGAAGAAUUUUGCUCACCUUUAAAAAUAUAAAUUCGAUUGAGUGUACGGUAAUUCUUUAAAAAUUGUCUUCAUCUUAUCCAAUAUUGUGGCAUUGUUAUAUUUUAUGGUGAAUUUCUGACUUUUUGUAGUGUUCAAUCAAUUAUAACUAGUUGAUGUAUCGUUCGUUGGAAAUUACUUCUAUCUAAAUCUACAUCCAUAUGCCCGCAGUUUGAUUUUUUGGUAUUUCAUCCUCUCAACAAAAUCAACAACAAAUAUGUGUUCAAAGUAAUUUCGUAACAUUUGGUAUCAUAUUUCCAUACACAUUUGCCAUGUUUCACUU
Styela clava is the source of this 8410-nucleotide messenger RNA. Its product is annotated as spectrin alpha chain, non-erythrocytic 1-like. Lineage: Eukaryota; Metazoa; Chordata; Ascidiacea; Stolidobranchia; Styelidae. Gene Ontology annotation, molecular function: calcium ion binding; protein binding. The record is from RefSeq and is a predicted model, not a curated record.